Homarus americanus (American lobster) is the source of this 2259-nucleotide messenger RNA. RefSeq lists its product as uncharacterized. The transcript is spliced from 5 exons. The record is from RefSeq and is a predicted model, not a curated record. NCBI's taxonomy places the organism in Eukaryota, Metazoa, Arthropoda, Malacostraca, Decapoda, Nephropidae. The coding region runs from base 589 to 1575 and encodes 328 amino acids.
AUUCGCGCAGGCGUCCAGCUUGCCAGCAGAGCGCCUGCGUCUCCAGGAGGAAGAGGAGUGGAGCACAAAUCAUCGCCAGUGGUGGCAAACCCUUGUAUGGCCAACAGAGGUGCAGAGAGCAGCCAUUGGGGGGGCGGGGGGGAGCUGGAGGAGGUGACGGCCGCCCCCCAUCUUGACCGCUGGGCGAGGCUUGGCAUAACCUGGCCCAGUUGACUCCCACGGGCACACUUGUGGACCACGCUAGACCCUGCCUCCCCCUCUCUCACACACUCCUACAUUACCUCCAGUGAUUGUUACUCUGACGGAGGAGAUGUGGAGGCUACACAGGAGAGUGUGGAGGCGACGGCCAAGGAGUGGUUGUCGUUGUCCUCAGGCUACCACAGUGGUGGGGGCUCCUCUGAAGUCAGUUUAGGGGAGCGAGCUACUUUAGACGCCUCUCUGACCAGCGAUGAUACAAGUGGGGAUGACAGCGACUGGGGCGAGGAUGAGUGGCCGCUGGAGCGUGCUCUACCCUUGCCUAAGUGGGGGUGUGAGCGACCCGAGCUAAACCUGGUGAGCCUUGACCAGUAUGAAAAGUUUCAUGGCCAGAUGACCCAACACCUACAACACAUCGUCGGCUCACACUGUUACGACACUGUAUCAAACUUCAUUGUGUUCAGUGAAGAGUACGUUUCAUCAAGAAGGGGGUGUGCUGCCCUGGAGGACUUCUAUCGUGACUAUGACCCACCUCUAUUGCCUGGGCGCCACACUUGUGUUGGCCUAUCCUGCCUUCUCGACACGAGACUCUCUGUCCUCGAGCCUCACUAUCCUGGCCUCAAGGACGCCAUCUACAAGGUAUCAUGUGAGGAAGAGAUUGAUAACGUGGAGUGGUACUGUAAGGGGGACACUCCUCCUGUCACCUGCGAGAAAGAACAUGUGUUGUUAUGUAUCAGGAUUCGUGUAUGUAGUCGUGCAGGAGUGAUGCUGCUUGACCCCGGCUACCACAUAGGCGAGCCCAUCACCGUAAUGGAAGAUGGUCUGGCACCCCAGUCCGGCGCCAUCAAGGGUAGUACAGCACGAGCUCAAGUAGAACGAACGUAUCAUUACCGUUUCUGGUCCAGCAACCCAUCCUUCGUGGCUUGGCAGGUAACAGAACAGAGGGAGAGUCAACCAGCUCACCAGCACAUCAGCCUUAUCCAUGUGGCUCGACCUUUCCUCUCCGGUAUAGACGUGGCUGAGCGUCGUAAUCUGGCCUACCCCUUCAAGUCGCUGGUGGCGCGGGAACCAUCUGGACAACUCACGUGUGGUCUCUAUUUUCCAAUCCGUGACUGUCAUAGAACUUCUGUCACAUUUUUCCACCAAGUGGGUGGUCGCCCUAAUCAUGUUAAAGCUCCUCUUAACUACUUCCUGGCGGAGACGCCACGAGAGGACUACAUAGAAGCAGCCAUAACAGCAGUAGCAGCAGGGACGAAUAGGAGCACAGAGGACCUGCGCUUCACCCUGGCAACAGCUGCUCGCCUCCUCUCUGACCAAGACCUUGUGCUGCAGCUCACACGACUAAACGAUGCCAUUGACAAAAUUAGUAAAGACAACUGACAGUUACACGACAGGACAGAAGACCCCAGACAUUUAUAUUUAGUUUUGAAGAAUUAGUAAGAAAUCAUAUGUGGAGAGAACGCCAUAUAUAGUCUUUAGUUUAAUGUCAACAAUCAAAGUGAAUCUCAUGAAAGUAGGUUUUAAAAUUUUAUUAAGUGUUAAUAGAUUGUUUUUAUAUAUUUUUUUAUUACUAAGUAAAGCAUGUGUGUUUACUUUCUCGCACACCAUGAUCAAAUAUACCGUAUUAUUACUUCAGUGUUUAUAUAUUAUUACGUGACAUAUCUUACUGAUUUUCUGUAACUUGUUUAACCGAGAUGAUUCAUUAACUGCCUUGUGGGUUAUUUCAAGUUUAUAUAUUAUUCUUAAGAUAUAGUUAAUUUCUUUUAUCAUUUAAUAAUACGGAAUGAUGUUUUAGUCAUAACUAUUUACCCAAUUUUAAUUUCAUCUAUAUGGCUAAUUAAUAGCUCAAAAUAAACAGUUUUCGAUUGUAAUGGAAUAAGUCUAAACUCCAUUUAUUCAUUUUAUUUCAUCCAUGACUAAAAUUAAUAACUCGUACUAUUUCUGUUUUUUAUUGUAAUAAAGUAACUAUUUUCACAUGCUAGUUGGUUUCGAAGUCUUUUACACAGUACACAGGAAAGAUGUACUCGACCUGUGUGACAGCUCAUCAGUAAACAUAAGAGAAAU